GUUUCGGCAGGGGCUGUAGGGGUGGCGGCGAGGGAGUGGGCGCUGCAGGCGGGCCGAAAAGGCCGCGGUGCAAUAAACACCGCGUUCCGUGCAAAAUUAUGGUUCUUCAAGGCAAGAGAUAUUGGGAGUGCGGUGAGAACCUCGACAAUAUGUGCGACCACUUCGAGUCUGCGGGCGGCGUGACGGAGGAGGACGAUUCCGGUGAGGCUUUGGAUGCUUCAGCGGGUACCGCUGGUGCCGCCGCGAACGGUGUUGGCGUUGUUUCCGUGAGCGCUGCAGGCGGCGGCAUGGGGAUGGGAGACGGAACCGCCACAGGGGGUGCUUCUGCUGCCUCGGGUGCUCCUCGUGCCGUCACGAACGGUGCUGGCGGAGUUGCUUCCGUGGGCGCUGCAGGCGGCGGCAUGGGGAUGGGAGACGGAACCGCCACAGGGGGUGCUUCUGCUGCCUCGGGUGCUCCUCGUGCCGUCACGAACGGUGCUGGCGGAGUUGCUUCCGUGGGCGCUGCAGGCGGCGGCAUGGGGAUGGGAGACGGAACCGCCACAGGGGGUGCUUCUGCUGCCUCGGGUGCUCCUCGUGCCGUCACGAACGGUGCUGGCGGAGUUGCUCCGUGGGCGCUACAGGCGGCGGCACGGGGAUGGGGANUUCCGUGGGCGCUGCAGGCGGUGGCAUGGGGAUGGGGGACGGAACCAUGGUCAUUGGGGGUGUUGCUGCCGGCGGCGACAUGGGGGGGGCUCACGGAGCCUCCGCCGCAGGAGUGCGUCUGCUGCCGCGGGUGCUUCUCGUGCCGUCACGAACGGUGCUGGCGGAGUUGCUCCGUGGGCGCUACAGGCGGCGGCACGGGGAUGGGGAACGGAACCAUGGCCGUUGGGGGUGUUGCUGCCGCCGCGGGUGCCCAUCGAGCAAACACAAGAGCUCUUGCUUGGGAAGCCAUCACGAACCAAUUCCCCAACGGUGGCUAGGUGGCGGGUGCAGCUGCAGCAUACAUGGCCGCUUUCGCAGCCCAAAAACCAGCCGACUCUAGGUUGACGGCAACACGUACGCCGAGCACGUUUGUGCGAGUUUUGCGCGACGUGUUUCCUCGGGCGGUGGUUUUGUUUAAGGAAAAAGGAAUGUUGCCGCGGUAUUUGUGUACUUAUGUUGAGCCGCGGUGAUCGUCAGUGGCUUCGCUUGAAACGCCUGCUGUGAGAAGUGUUCAAGUAUGAGUUAGAAGGUCGAGCGAGAAGGAGAACACAUUGUCUCUCUCUCUUUUUCUUACUUUGUUUGGCAAUGGCAAGGGGAUGACUUCCACUGCACAGAUUUACUGGUGGUUCAAUUUUCCUGAAUACGCCUUCCUCUCUGCACGGAGUACUAUUCAACGGUAACGUUUUCUCCAACGUUGGACACUUUUGUUUUCGACCGAAAUGUCGCGCAAGGCUGUUAGGAUUUUCAGAGAUGGGUAACCACCUCCUGCCUAUGUAGUCUCUGCGGGAGAAGGUUCCCCCUAUUUUCUGGUUAGGAAUGUCGAGGAUUCAGUGCUUCCGACUCGUGUCGGUACAUUGCUUGCCAGUGGGUUAAUGGUUUGUUGUGGGGAGCUUGUUGGUGAUUGAUGCACUUGUUAUUGUGAACAGUAUUGUAAAUGAACCGGCGUUUACCGGCUGGAAGGUAACGUCAACAUUUACGCAGUUGGGUACUUCUGCCGUAUUCCAAAGGAAGGUUGAUCCCAUGUCGAUGUUUCCUGA
Messenger RNA from Ectocarpus sp. CCAP 1310/34, 1718 nucleotides. The record is from the annotation of a GenBank genome assembly. Lineage: Eukaryota; Phaeophyceae; Ectocarpales; Ectocarpaceae.